AUGCAGGGAUAUGGGCGCUUCAUGUUGGGUCCUACCCCAUUUGAUGGUGGUGGCUAUUGUAAAUGGAUUACUCAUUUUCCCUGCCUGUCGUGGAUUGGCAGCUUCGGCCACCGGAAUCACUACGACGUACUGGGUAUCUCACCGGACGCUUCCUCCUUAGACAUUAAGAGGGCUUACCGCCUCCUCGCUCUCAAGUACUGUCCGGAUGUUAACAAAGAAAUAGGAGCUAAUGAGGAUUUCAAGAGCAUCCUGCUUGCUUAUGAUAUUUUGAUCAAUGAAACAACCAGAACAGAAUAUGAUAGUGCUCUCCGCCACCAAGAAAGGAUGACAAGACCUCUGGGAGAUGACUGGACAACUAAUUCAGAAUACGCGGACGAGUUAAGGUUUCACAGAUGGGCUUAUCUGAGACGUAAAAGGCGACGUGAAAGAUACUGGAGACGAUAUCAUGCAUUCAUGCUGGCGAAGAGCAAUUUUCAUCUGAUGAUGAAAAGCAUAUGA
This is a messenger RNA of Striga hermonthica, 498 nucleotides long. NCBI's taxonomy places the organism in Eukaryota, Viridiplantae, Streptophyta, Magnoliopsida, Lamiales, Orobanchaceae. The record is from the annotation of a GenBank genome assembly.